AUGCCUUCAAUUAAGAGGCCAUAUAAAUUAAAAGUAGACGUCAUAUGUCACGUGUCACGUGAUCAAUGAUGUUUGGUUUUUUAGGUUACAACCGCCCAAGUCUGUUUUUCAAAAUAAUAUUUCAUGAAUAAAUCCGAAAAACAAAAUAAAAUCAUGGAUCCUUCACCAUUAUCGAUUUUUAAAACGAUAUUAGUGUAUAGUGUAUUUAUACUGGUUUCACCGAUUGUAACUUUUUUCGUUACAAAACUGAUAUUAUUCGAAGGUAUAUUUAAUGUCAGUCUACUCACGUCGAAUAUCUGUUCGGCUAUAUUCUCCGUUGUUGUGUUACACGUAGCUGUUGGAAUGUACAUUUACAGGGCCUAUUCUGAAGCUGAAAAAGUAAAAGAACAAUAA
This is a messenger RNA of Phyllotreta striolata, 393 nucleotides long. NCBI's taxonomy places the organism in Eukaryota, Metazoa, Arthropoda, Insecta, Coleoptera, Chrysomelidae. The record is from the annotation of a GenBank genome assembly.